GAUAUUCAAUUGAUGACAUUGUGUUUGAGGUUAUGUUCGAUUAUCAUUCAUUGAAUAUUAUCAUUGCAAUUAUUGUUAAUUUUUCAUUAUGUUUAUGCGAUUGAAAAACAUUUUUUGAUUCAUGUUUUGACUACUUCAACAUUCAUCAUGUCAACCCCACGCCCUCAAUCAUCCUGGGAAUGGGCGUGCCGAAUUGCUCCUCCAGUCCCUAAAAAGAAACUCCCUUCUGAAGAGGUGUUGGACCAUCCCUUGAAACCAAUGACGAUAACGGUUAGUGAAACGAGAGGAGCCUCUAAACGUGUGGGAACCGGAUCUUCCACUCCUACUCCUUCUCUUGUGAUGGACCCCCUAGGGGCAGCAUUGGAUGGAUCAGAUCCACUAUCACAGUUCGCUAAAGACCCUUUAACUACAGAUGCGUGGGAUACAUCUGACUCGCCUAGUACAAAAGUGUCGUCAUCUUCAUCUGAUGAAUACAUGGAGCCUUGGCAUACAAGACGAGCGGUUAUCCUCAAUAAAUUCACCACAUCUGAAAAGUUAUCCAUGGUUUCUAGUUUUCUCGCAGCGGGAGAGAAAGUUGUAAGACCGCAAAGCUCAGUGAGCUCAGUAGUUCGCACGCGUCUCGAGCAACUGGACGACUACGACGAUGGAUCCAUGAGAGAACUGGGCAACCUCAGCCAACAGGAGUACAUCACCCGCAUCGAACAACUCAACAAAGAACUGGUUCUCAACUGGGAGAAGGACUCCCGUGUCAACGCACUCCGCAUCGCCAUACAAUGCUCGGCCCUUCUGGAGGACACUUCCGUCAUCCGAUUCUACCCCAGCAAAUUCGUCCUCAUCACAGACAUUCUAGACAUUUUCGGCAAACUCGUCUACGAUCGCAUCAAAGCUAAAGCGGAGAGUAAGAUCACGGCUGGUAGGAAAGGUUCAACCGGUUUACCUGACAAUUUCACACCCGAUAUGAUCCCCGAAGAAGCUAAAGAGAUCUGUUCGAACUGGUUUUACAAGUGCUCCUCGAUCCGUGAACUGGUUCGUCGGUUGUACGUCGAAGCCUCCAUACUGAAAACGUACAGUUUUCUAACGAAAGCUGAGUUUUCCGAUGCGUUGACCAGGUUGACAAAGAUGGUGAGAGGUAUCGGUGAUCCGUUGGUAGCUGUAUACGCCCGAUGUUAUCUCUGUAGAGUUGGUAUGAGUGUUUCAACAAUCAACCGUCAGUUUUUGAAGGAGAACUUCUACGAUUUCUUAGCUACCUACCAUCAGUUAUUCAGUGGACCGGUGAGAUCCGUACUGAACACGCAGAAAGUCGACAUGUGCACCUACCUCCACCUUUACACCCCCGCCCUGGAGUGGAUCGUGCAAGGUUUAGCUCACAACGCCCCCGAAUCUCUACUAGUUGAAAUUCUAAGUCGCUGCUACCAUAAAGGCAACAGUGCGCUACUCUUGAAUACUGUGAUGACCUCGUUCAGACCCUCCUACAUAAGUUCCAGAGCGUUGUACUUUAUCGAAUUAAUAUCAGCUUGUAACACAGAGGGCUACCCUCAGUAUCUGUUGUUCAAAAGUUUGGGCAACUGUUUGAGUGUCGCUGAAACAGAGUCACCGCUCCAGGUACUGAACGAGGUGUGGAAGGUGAUUUCGAAAUUGGAACAGCCCUCCCAGUAUAUAGCUUGUGCGGAGGUGUGGGCGCAUUUCGUCGUCACCCAUUUCUCCAACCAUGAGAUCAAUAUUUUUUUGGGAGACAUCAUACAACACAUGACACCGAACCGAGUCUACGAACAGUUCUACCCUCAGUUGUUGAACAUUGUUGAUAAGGUGGUGACUCACUGCGCCGAUUUCGAGAGUCUGUUCAGCAUGGACAAGUUCCUGCCGCUGAUCGACAUGUUCCACGGGGAGACGAUCAAGGUGAACGUGUGCAAAAGCAUCAUGGCGGCCUACAUGUCACGUGGCUCCAACCAGCUGUCCAACGAUCCCAUUGUCAUUGACGCGCUCAUGUUUGUGUGCCGAGGCAUGCAUGAUUCCGUCAGUGUACUGACAGUGGAAGAUGAGAAGCGCCAAAUAGGUCUGCUGAUCUCACAACUGGUGAGACAAGUGAACUUCGGGCAAGACUUGGAACAACAGCUGAGCUACUUUGUCGAGGCUAGAGCCGCCUUCACAAAUCUCGACUCUGUUCACACAACCCUUGUACAGUGUGUGAACAAGCUGUCGGUGAACACGGGUCGAAUAGUUCGCGGCCACCACACCCGCAAGACGGCCUCUUUCGUACGCGCAUGCGCCGCCUACUGCUACAUCACAAUUCCUUCCAUAUUCUCCGAAUACACGCGACUGCAGCUGUACCUGUUGUCGGCGGAAGUGGCUCUCAUGAACCAAUGUCUCGGCCAGGCGGAUGCGUGCUUGAAAGCAGCCCUAAGCCUCGUUCCGGAGCUUCCUACCUCUAUUGAAGUCGACGGCAAGAUGCGCAGCUCAGAACCCUAUCUCACUUCAUACAUCAGCCACUUCCUAUCACUCCUUCUCAUUGUACCGGACAGUCCUCAACUGGGAGUUUUGUAUCUAUUGAGAGGCUUGCUCAAUGUACUCAAGCACUACACCUGGGAACAAAACAGUUCAGCUAGAAUCAGAAUUUACCUCUAUGUCAUAGAUAUGCUUUCCACCGCUGCUCAAGAAACAUAUCCCUAUGCUAUUAGAAAAGUCGAUUCAAACGAUGUGCUAUACGGAUCGGAUCCGAAAUUUAUUGCCGAAAUAAAUUCAGUAUGCUCUGGACUGGUGGAGGAAAUUCUCACACAUUUGAAGUUUUUGGGCAGCAGUGACCAACUGCAGAAGCAGUCUGCACUUGCGUUCGACCUGUUUAUAAGGAUAGUGAUCCGUGGCGACCUUACCAGUCCCGGCCUUGCUACUCUAGCGCUCAAUCUGUGGAACUUGGCCAAUAAAAAUAGACUCUUGGAUCCUAAACUUGCAGUAAGGACAGUGGAAUAUCUGAAAAGAAGAAGCCAUUUACAGGGUAGCCAGCAAAACGUAUACAAUGAACUACUGAAUAAAUUAGGAUUAUAGUUGUGAUAACAAAAUAGUAUAUGAUAUUAUUUAAUGAGAUUUAAAUUAAGUUCCAUGGACCACACAAUAAUUGCCUGAAGAAGUACCGUAAUCAAAUUUCUCAAAGAUAUUGAAACCAGUGUGAUCGUGUAAUCUGUUAACUAGUUUGAAAUUUGCAGGUAAGCAGAAAUGAACGAAGAUUGCACUGAAAUAGAAAGUUAUUAAGGUUAUUUAUUUAGAUUAAUUUAUGAUUAUUUAUCUAUAAAUGGAUGCCAUUAGAUAUUAUCUUGUUAAAGUUAUAAAUAUACCAUAAAUUGAAAUUUCAACUAGAACUUUUAGGCCCGAUUGCACAAAAGCCUGUUAAAUUUUAGUCAUGUUUAAAUGUCACGAGAUUCAAUUAGAGAAGUCUGUUCUUAUUGGUUCUCAUGGCAUUUAAUCACGAUAAAAAUUUAACAAGUUUCUGUGCAACCAGGGCUAAAUCUUGUAUUUUAGGGACAUAUACCACCAUCUACGUUCAAAGAUUACAUGUGUAAUCGAAGUGUUGAAUUGACGUUCCCACCAAUUGUGCAAGGUUUUGAAGUAUAAUUGUGAAGUAACUAAGUUAGCUAAUAACUCCAUUUUGAGUCGUAUAGCCUACAAGGUGAGUUCUGAAAAUUGUAACUAUCAAAAUUAUAUUUACUAACUGUUCACUGCCGUAAUAAAGAAAUAAUUCCAUCAAUGGAACAUAAUAUAUGUUCCAAACAGUACUAUCAAUAUAGACCUGCGGCACAAUUUUGUGAGCCACUGAUAACACCAAGGUCUCUUUAAUUUCUUAAAUUAUACACUGUGGUGUAUAAUGAAGCUAUAAAGUUCUGUAUAUGGUUUAUGGUUCUGCAUAUUCUGGCUGAUUAUUAUAUUUUCUGCGUUGAUAGGAGCUUCAUCAUAUUUUAUUUGACAAAGUUCGCUUCAAGAAUAUUACUGGUAAUUAGAAAUUGAGUGUUUUUUAUAUAUUUUUGAUAUAUGCAUGACGCAUAUAUCUGUGCCGCUUGGCAGUGAACGGGUUUUAAACUGUUUAAAUCACUAUUAUUCUUAAAUCUUUACAAAAUAAUACUCGAACCCAUAAUUAUAAACUAUCACAGCUACUAUAGUACUCGUACAUGCAAUAUAUUUAUAUUUUUAAUUAUUAUAUAUUGCAAUAAUUUAAUGAAGUCUUUAGAUAUUUUUUUAAUUUGUUAUAUAUUUCAUGAUAUUAUGUAUUAAAUCGAUACUCAUUAUCAUCCGAAAUCCACCAUUCCAAAGUUUUUUGGAAUACAUUAUAUUGUUAUGUAUCUGAUAUAUAUUUUUUAAUAUAAAAUGUUUGAAAAUC
Molecule: messenger RNA, 4363 nt
Organism: Nilaparvata lugens (brown planthopper)
Lineage: Eukaryota; Metazoa; Arthropoda; Insecta; Hemiptera; Delphacidae
Product: VPS35 endosomal protein-sorting factor-like
Exons: 13
Coding region: 148-3039 (963 amino acids)
Biological process (GO): endocytic recycling
Cellular component (GO): endosome
Source: RefSeq, a predicted model, not a curated record